AAGACCUUCACACAACAAACCCCCCCCAAUCACUCUCACAAUGGCGACUCUUCUGCCUCCUCCUACCAAGCGUCAGAAGACGGAGAUUGCCGAAAAGGCCCGUCUUCAGCAAGAGAUCGAGAGCAUCCCGGAGAACCUGGGCAGUGUCCGAGUGCAGUUUUUCGACCAAGCGACAGGAGCGCCAACCGGGCCAGCAGUGUCCGUCCCCGUGGCCGAUGCCAACAUAAAGAACUUGGAGACGCUUCUCAACACCUUACAAGGCAAUGAAGAUGAUGAGCGGGUGCCAUACCGGUUUACCUACCAGUCGGACGAUAAGGACAAUCAGACGAUCGACAUCCUAGCACAUCUGUACCACUCCCUGCUCAAGCCCGGCCUCAAGACGACCGAAGAUACCGUUCACCUCUACUACACGCCGCAGGCGGUUUUCCGAGUCAAGGCGGUCUCGCGAUGCUCUGCUUCCAUCGCCGGACACGGUGAAGCGAUUCUGGCCACAUCCUUCUCCCCCGUCAACUCGUCCACCAUGGUCACCGGCAGCGGUGACUCGACGGCCCGCAUCUGGGACUGCGACACCGGAACCCCCCUGCAUACCUUGAAGGGUCACACGAGCUGGGUGCUGGCGGUCAGCUACUCCCCCAACGGCGCGAUGAUCGCGACCGGAAGCAUGGACAACACAGUGCGGGUGUGGGACGCGAAGAAGGGCACAGCGCUCGGGGCCCCGUUGAAGGGCCAUGCGAAGUGGAUCACCAGCCUGGCGUGGGAGCCCUACCACCUACAGCAGCCGGGGCGGCCGCGCCUGGCGUCCGCCUCCAAGGACUCGACGGUCCGCGUCUGGGACGUCGUCAGCAAGCGCAUCGACAUGGUCCUCACCGGCCACAAGGGCUCGGUCACCUGCGUCAAGUGGGGCGGCACGGGCAAGAUCUACACGGCCUCCCACGACAAGACGGUCAAGGUGUGGAACGCGGAGAACGGCACCCUGAUCCAGACCCUGUCCGCCCACGCUCACCGCGUGAACCACCUGGCGCUGUCCACGGACUUCGUUCUCCGGACCGCCUACCACGACCACACGGGCCAGGUCCCGCAAGCCGACACCGAGAAGGUCGCCGCCGCGAAGCAGCGGUACCAGCACGCCGCCACCAUCAACAACAAGAUCGUCGAGAAGCUCGUCUCGGCCAGCGACGACUUCACCAUGUAUCUCUGGGAGCCGGAGAACUCCAGCAAGCCCGUUGCGCGCCUGCUCGGCCACCAGAAGGAGGUUAACCACGUCACAUUCUCGCCGGAUAUGGCAUACAUCGCCUCGGCGGGCUUCGACAACCACGUCAAGCUCUGGAAUGCCCGGGACGGAAAGUUCAUCACGACCCUCCGCGGCCACGUCGGAGCCGUCUACCAAUGCUGCUUCUCCGCCGACUCCCGCAUGCUCGUCUCCUCGUCGAAAGACACCACCCUGAAGGUGUGGAACGUCCGCACGGGUAAGCUCUCUGAGGAUCUGCCGGGACACAAGGAUGAAGUGUUCGCGGUGGAUUGGAGUCCCGACGGACAGAAGGUGGGCAGUGGUGGCAAGGACAAGGCCGUACGGAUAUGGCGCAACUAAUGUCGCGGGAGAAAAAAAAAGCUCUUUGUUUUCUUGUCGGUUUGUCGUGAUGAACAACGUAUAUAGAACCAGAUACCCUGUUUUUAC
This is a messenger RNA of Aspergillus japonicus CBS 114.51, 1675 nucleotides long. RefSeq names its product WD repeat protein. The record is from RefSeq and is a predicted model, not a curated record. The transcript is spliced from 3 exons. Gene Ontology annotation, biological process: ribosomal large subunit assembly. Gene Ontology annotation, molecular function: protein binding. NCBI's taxonomy places the organism in Eukaryota, Fungi, Ascomycota, Eurotiomycetes, Eurotiales, Aspergillaceae. Gene Ontology annotation, cellular component: nucleolus. Bases 41 to 1588 code for a protein of 515 amino acids.